AUGAUUCGAGAUGGAAAAAUUAGAAUUCAACGGAUUUUCGAUUAUAUCGAACAAUAUCUCGAACAAUAUCUCGAACAAUAUCUCGAACAAUAUCUCGAACAAUGUUUCAAUCGAUAUCUCGAACCAUAUCUUGAACGAUAUCAUACACAAUAUCUCGAUCGAUAUCUCGAACAAUGUCUUAAUCGAUCUCUCGAACCAUAUCUCGAACAAUAUUUUCAUCAAUAUCUCGAACGGUAUCUCGAACGAUAUUUUGAUUGA
Messenger RNA from Pediculus humanus corporis (human body louse), 258 nucleotides. RefSeq lists its product as uncharacterized. Bases 1 to 258 code for a protein of 85 amino acids. NCBI's taxonomy places the organism in Eukaryota, Metazoa, Arthropoda, Insecta, Psocodea, Pediculidae. The transcript is spliced from 2 exons. The record is from RefSeq and is a predicted model, not a curated record.